This is a messenger RNA of Thyridium curvatum, 1713 nucleotides long. RefSeq lists its product as uncharacterized. The transcript has 3 exons. The record is from RefSeq and is a predicted model, not a curated record. Bases 1 to 1713 code for a protein of 570 amino acids. Gene Ontology annotation, molecular function: succinyl-CoA:3-oxo-acid CoA-transferase activity. Gene Ontology annotation, biological process: ketone body catabolic process. NCBI's taxonomy places the organism in Eukaryota, Fungi, Ascomycota, Sordariomycetes, Thyridiales, Thyridiaceae.
AUGGCUCUCACACAUCGCCAAUUGCACCCGCGCAUCCUGGCGCGGGCCUCCUCCGCUGCCGCCGCCGCAGCCAAGACCCCCGUUCUGCUGUGUCCGGCCACCUUCCGGCAUGCUGCUGCCGCGCGGACCCCCACGCAAUGUGCCGUCGCGGGCGUCCUGAGCGCACCGCGCAGGUCCUUCGCCACGACGCCCGUCCGCCGCUCCGCCAGCGCGCCCGAGGUCAAGAGGGGAGGGAAUAAAGUCUUUAAGAGCGCCGACGAGGCCGUCGCUGAUAUCCAGAGCGGCUCGACCAUCCUCAGUUCCGGCUUCGGCCUGUGCGGUACGGCGGAGGACCCCCGUCCAACAGAAACCCUCAUCCAGGCCCUCGAGCGCCGCGGCAAGGCCUCCCUGCACUCCCUGACCGCCGUCUCCAACAACGCCGGCGUCGAGGGCAAGGGCGGCCUCGCGCCCCUCGUCGAGAGCGGCCAGAUCGAGCGCCUGACCAUCUCCUUCCUCGGCAGCAACAAGCAGCUCGAGCGCAAGUACCUCGGCGGCGACAUCGCCAUCGAGCUGUGCCCCCAGGGCUCCAUCGCCGAGCGCCUGCGCGCGGGAGGGGCCGGCGUCCCGGCCUUCUUCACGCCCACGGGCGCCCACACCCUGCUCCAGGACGGCGACAUCCCCGUCCGGCUCGGGCCGGGCGGCCAGGUGAAAGAGCGCGGCCGGCCGCGGGAGACGCGCGAGUUCGGCGGGCGCACGUACCUCCUCGAGACGGCCAUCACGGGCGACGUGGCCAUCCUGCGCGCGCACAAGGCCGACCGCGCGGGCAACUGCGUCUUCCGCUACACGACCAAGUCGUUCGGCCCCAUCAUGGCCAAAGCCGCGAAAGUCGCCAUCGUCGAGGCCGAGCACAUCGUCGAGGUCGGCGAGCUGCGUCCCGACGAGAUCGACCUCCCCGGCAUCUUUGUCGACCGGAUCGUGCCCGCGACAGCCGACAAGACCAUCGAGAUCGUCAAGCUGCGGCAGCCGGAGGGCGGGGAGGGCGCCGAGAAGAAGAAGGCCGGGAGCGAGGCGCAGGAGAAGCGCGACCGCAUCGCCCGCCGCGCAGCCGAGGAGCUCAAGGAGGGCUUCUACGUCAACCUCGGCGUCGGCCUGCCCACCCUCGCGCCCUCCUUCCUGCCCGCCGACCGGCAGGUCUGGAUCCAGUCCGAGAACGGCAUCCUGGGCAUGGGCGCCUACCCCACGCCCGACGAGGUCGACGCCGAUAUUAUUAAUGCCGGCAAGGAGACCGUCACCCUCGUCCCCGGCGCCUCCGUCUUUGACAGCGCCGAGUCCUUCGCCAUGAUCCGCGGCGGCCACGUCGACGUGUCCAUCCUCGGCGCCCUGCAGGUCAGCGCCUGCGGCGACCUGGCCAACUACAUGAUCCCCGGCAAGCUGCUCAAGGGCAUGGGCGGCGCCAUGGACCUCGUGUCCAACCCGGACAACACCAAGAUCGUCGUCACGACCGAGCACGUCGCCAAGGACGGCUCGUCCAAGGUCGUGCAGAACUGCCAGCUGCCGCUGACGGGCGCGCGGUGCGUGAGCACCAUCAUUACCGACCUGUGCGUGUUCCAGGUCAAUCGCCGCGACGGCGGCCUGACCCUGACCGAGAUCGCGCCCGGCGUCGAGGUCGACGAGGUCCGGGCCAAGACGGACGCCAAGUUUGAGGUCGCGCCGGACCUGAAGCAGAUGCCCUAG